AUCGUCUCGGGCCAAGAGUUGGUUCGCGAAAGUAAUUGAACGAAAUCAUGUGGACUUUUCUAAGAUUUUUAGCUGUCCUGGCGGUAAUAAUCGCCGUGACAGACGCAGCAGAUAGUAAGGCCUGGUGGAAGACCGCCUCGUUCUACCAAAUAUAUCCGCGUUCAUUCAAGGACAGCGAUGGUGAUGGCAUUGGUGAUAUAAAGGGUAUUAUGCAACAACUGCCCUAUCUAAAGGAGAUCGGUAUCGAUGCCACCUGGCUUUCGCCAGUAUUCACUUCGCCGAUGGCAGAUUUCGGUUACGAUGUCGCCAACUUCACGGAAAUCGAUCCGAUGUUCGGCACACUGGAGGAUUUCGAAGCGCUCUUGGCAAAAGCGAAAGAGAUUGGAGUGAAAAUCAUAUUGGACUUUGUGCCAAAUCACACGAGUGAUGAAUGUGAGUGGUUUAUUAAGUCAGUGCAGAACGAUCCGGAGUAUCGGGACUUCUAUAUUUGGCAUCCGGGUAAAAAUAAUUCGCGUGUGCCACCAACGAACUGGAUUAGUGUUUUCCGCGGCUCCAUGUGGACGUGGAAUGAAGAGCGGCAGGCAUAUUAUCUGCAUCAAUUUCACGCCAAACAACCCGAUCUUAAUUACAACAAUCCAAAAGUGCGCGAAGCCAUGAAGGACGUGCUGCGUUAUUGGGUGCGCAAAGGUGUUGCCGGUUUUCGUAUUGACGCCGUGCCACAUAUCUACGAAGUGGCCGCCGACGCUGAGGGCAAUUGGCCUGAUGAACCACGUAACCCCAAUGUGAACGAUCCUGAAGACUACGAGUACCUAAAACACAUCUACACCACCAACCAGCCUGGCACGCUCGAUGUUGUCUACGAACUGCGUCAGGUGCUGAAAGAACUGGACGAGGAACUAGGUGGUGAUGAACACGUACUCCUCUCGGAGGCUUAUUCGCCGCUCGACACACUCAUGCUGUAUUAUGGUAAUGGCACCGCAGAGGGUGCACAAAUACCCUUCAAUUUUGAGCUUAUCAGCAAUGUGAACAAAAAUUCGAAUGCCUACGAUUACUCGAAGUUAAUACACAACUGGUUGGACAAGAUGCCUGCUGGACGCGUAGCAAAUUGGGUGCUUGGCAACCAUGAUCAGUCACGCAUUGGCACACGUUUAGGCAAAGAUCGCAUGGACUUGAUUAAUGUGUUACUGAAGACCCUACCUGGCAUUAGUGUCACCUAUCAGGGUGAGGAGAUUGGUAUGACGGACGUCUGGAUUUCCUGGGAGGAAACUGUUGAUCCACAAGGUUGCCAAUCGAACCCCGAUGAGUACGAACGUCUCACUCGCGACCCCGUGCGCACACCUUUCCAGUGGAAUGACGGACACAAGGCCGGUUUCACCGACGGCGAUAAGACCUGGUUGCCCGUGGCAGAUGAUUUCAAGCUGGUGAAUGUUAAACGUGAACGCGGCAUUGCAAACAGUCACCUGAAUAUCUACAAACAAUUGCAACUUUUGCGUGCAACGAGGACAAUGCGCGAAGGCGAAGCCGAAGUAAAACCGAUCAGUCAAAAUGUUCUAGGCAUUAAACGCUUUUUAACUGGCCAGCGCACCUACGUGGUUCUCCUAAAUCUGCAGGACGAUGUAGAGACGAUCAACUUGAAUGCCGCUUUCAGUGAUCUCACGCCGGAAUUGGAGUACGUGUUGGUGACUGGCAAGAGCAUCAGACGCAAGGGGGAUAAGGUCCAUGCAGACACCGUUGUAUUGAUGCCUAAGGAAGCAAUUGUACUCAUCACAGUCUGAUACUUUCUACAUAGCUAUAAUUAGUUUAAGCUUUUAUCUAUUAUUUUUUAUUAAACAUUUAUAUACGACUGAUAAAUAAAUACAUUUUUUGUAACCAGAA
This is a messenger RNA of Zeugodacus cucurbitae (melon fly), 1875 nucleotides long. Its product is annotated as maltase A3. Lineage: Eukaryota; Metazoa; Arthropoda; Insecta; Diptera; Tephritidae. The record is from RefSeq and is a predicted model, not a curated record. The transcript has 6 exons. Bases 48 to 1775 code for a protein of 575 amino acids. Gene Ontology annotation, biological process: carbohydrate metabolic process.